AAUGGGAGGGCUCUUCGAUAUCUUCCUCCUCCUCCUCCCUGCACUGCUCCCCAGGAGCAGGUGGACACAAGCAGAGGGAUACAAAUUUCGCGCGGGCAGCGCUGAGGUGGGUCGUAAAGAGGAACGGACCGGAAGUGAUGGUUGUCAUAGCCACCAAUGUGGCCAGGCUCUUCCCAAGCUUAUCCUCCUCCCAAUACUCCCGCUCUGUUUUUAUGAGGCCGGGAAAAUAGAACGAGGAAGUGGUGACGCACUGGGCGCUCACGAAUACAACCAAAAGCUACAACAACUGUGUGGCCCUAUGGAUUCGGGAGAGGUCCAGACCGGAAAUGGCCGUUUCCAUGGUAACCCUGAGCCGGUUGCCUGGGAGAUGACCUCUUUCGGGUCUCUCUGAAUCUGCUGUAGCGUCACCUCGAAGGCAGAUCUAACAGAGAUCCUGGACUGUCUCCUAUCAUGAUUCCCGGGAAAUAUCGCUCUGUUUCUGGCCGGGCUGCGAACAACGUGAACUGUGGGCUUCAUCUGGUUAUUCAAACAUCAUCGCUUCCUGAAAAAAACAAAGUUGAAUUCAAGCUAAAUAAAGACACAUCGUCAUUCCCCGGUAGACUUUCACAACAUGACCUUGAAAGAAACUACUCAAGUAGGCAAGGUGAUCAUAUUAAUUUGGUGAGCUCAUCAUUGUCAUCAUUUCCUAUUCUUCAACGUUCCUCUGAAGAGAAAAUUCUUUACUCAGACAGGUUGAGCCUAGAAAGACAAAAGCUGACCGUAUGUCCUAUCAUCAAUGGGGAAGACCACCUUCGUUUGUUGAACUUUCAACACAAUUUUAUAACUCGGAUACAAAAUAUUUCUAAUCUACAGAAGUUAAUAUCCUUGGAUUUAUAUGAUAACCAGAUUGAAGAAAUCAGUGGGCUUUCUACUCUGAGAUGCCUUCGUGUCCUUCUGUUGGGGAAAAACAGAAUCAAGAAAAUCUCAAAUCUGGAGAAUCUAAAAAGCUUAGAUGUCUUGGAUCUUCAUGGAAAUCAGAUUACCAAAAUUGAAAAUAUUAAUCAUUUGUGUGAGUUGAGAGUUUUAAAUCUUGCUAGGAACUUUUUAAGUCAUGUUGAUAAUCUUAAUGGGCUGGAUUCACUAACUGAACUGAACUUGCGACACAAUCAAAUCACUUUCGUGAGAGAUGUGGAUAAUUUGCCCUGCCUCCAACAUCUCUUUCUCAGCUUCAACAAUAUAUCUAGUUUUGACAGUGUUUCCUGCCUUGCUGACUCUUCUUCCCUCUCUGACAUCACCUUUGAUGGCAAUCCCAUAGCUCAAGAGUCAUGGUACAAACACACUGUCCUUCAGAAUAUGAUGCAGCUGCGCCAGCUAGAUAUGAAGAGAAUCACGGAAGAAGAAAGGCGUAUGGCAUCUGUUUUAGCCAAAAAAGAGGAAGAGAAGAAGCGGGAAAGUCAUAAACAAUCUUUGCUUAAGGAGAAGAAAAGGUUAACAAUUAACAACGUAGCUCGACAGUGGGACUUGCAACAACAACGAGUAGCCAGUAUUGCUACAGAUGAAGAUAGAAAAGAUUCUGACUCUGCUCAGGAUCCCUGUCAGAUUGAUGGAAGCACCCUCUCUGCAUUCCCAGAGGAAACAGGGCCUCUAGACUCAGGACUGAACAAUGCUUUACAAGGUUUAUCUGUCGUAGACACAUACCUUGUUGAAGUGGACGGGGAUACACUUUCCCUAUAUGGCUCAGGAGCACUGGAAUCUCUGGAUAGGAAUUGGAGUGUUCAGACGGCAGGAAUGAUCACAACUGUCUCCUUCACUUUCAUAGAAUUUGAUGAAAUCGUCCAUGUGCUUCCUAAACUGAAGAUUAAGUUUCCUAAUUCUCUGCACCUUAAAUUCAAGGAAACAAAUCUUGUAAUGCUGCAGCAAUUUAAUGCACUAGCACAACUCCGUCGUAUUGACCAGUUGACAAUUGAUCCUCAAGGAAAUCCAGUUGUCAAUUUUACACUCUGGAAAUAUUAUGUACUGUUUAGGUUAAGCCAUUUUAGUAUGCAGAAAAUAAAUGGAACAGAGGUGACACAAAAUGAUAUGAUAAUGGCUGAAAGGCUCUUUGGAAUCCUAGCACAUGUAGCGUCUUCUGAGUUACCCCAGUAUCGUCUGAUUUCCAUUCUGGGUGAUGCCAGGAAAAAGCAAUUUCGGUAUCUGCUAGAAUCCAAAGGAAAAAAACCUGGUAUUAUCAACGAAGAAAAUAAUGACAGCAAAAGACCUGUAGGAGAAAACACAAAUCGUGCUACAUUAAAUUAUACUACAAGAGAAUUUUAUAAUGAAAAGCUGGAGGAAAUAAAGGAAAAGAAGAAAUUCUGUAAAACGUAUAUAGAAGACCUUGUGAAGGAAGCCACAGAAAUCAACAUGAAAAAUGAGGCUUUGCAGAAGCUUUGGCCACAGAUGUUCAUUGAGCUUGUUAGGGAUGCAGUUAUAGAAAUUCGCAAUAAAAAUUCCUAUAUGAAGCUCUGCCUACAGCAGAUAACAGACCAAAAAUAAAGAUGGCCUUUAGUUACAGUUGAUUUUGGCAGUUUUAUUUUUUGAAGGUUGAAAAUAUGCAGGUUAUACACGUUAAAACAACACUAUCCUAUAAACUAGAAAGACUAGUAUUAAAGCAUUAUUGCCCACUGUUCUCAUAGUUAAAAGUUAAGAAGGAAAUAAGGAGAAAGGAAGGAUUAAUUUCCUGUAUGUGAUGACCAAACAACCUCUGGGAGCUAAGCAGUUUUCAGAGCUGGCGUGGCACUGCAUCCUUGGUUCUUGCUUUGAUUGGUGCCCUGCUACAGCCCAAAGCACGUAGUAUUUGCUGAUAAUUCAGCAUGAGCUGCAUCUACCUACUUUUAGCUGAUAAUUUUCAGUUAUUUCCCUUUUUAUUUUAUGUCAUGAUUUCAAAACCAAAAAUAUGUUCUUUUUAUGAGUGAAGAAUAAACUUACUAAUAAAUUAGUAAAAAUAAAGUAUGUUUGCCUC
Messenger RNA from Rhinopithecus roxellana (golden snub-nosed monkey), 2977 nucleotides. It is a transcript of the gene LRRC49, whose product is annotated as leucine rich repeat containing 49. The coding region runs from base 451 to 2511 and encodes 686 amino acids. Lineage: Eukaryota; Metazoa; Chordata; Mammalia; Primates; Cercopithecidae. The record is from RefSeq and is a predicted model, not a curated record. The transcript is spliced from 16 exons. Gene Ontology annotation, molecular function: protein binding.